Messenger RNA from Phytophthora infestans T30-4, 354 nucleotides. RefSeq lists its product as uncharacterized. The transcript has a single exon. Bases 1 to 354 code for a protein of 117 amino acids. The record is from RefSeq and is a predicted model, not a curated record. NCBI's taxonomy places the organism in Eukaryota, Oomycota, Peronosporomycetes, Peronosporales, Peronosporaceae.
AUGUACACGGACAGCAAGUUCGAUGAUUACGUUGGCCAAGUUCGUUUCGAUUCCACCGAUCGCUGUUACCCGCUGUGCACCGACAGCCUCGCUGUAGCUGCUUUUCUAUGGGAUGGAGAGCCUCGAGGGACGCAACUUGUGGUCUUUGAAGAUAUCGAGUGUCGAGGCAGAUACGUCGCUGGAGACAAGAAAUAUGACGCCGAGUUCUCUGUCGUUGCGUCGGCUCGUAAAGUUCGGUCGUUCAUCUUGUCAACUACUGGGAGUUUAACGCCAACACGGGGCAUUGUCCACUCAUGCGACGAGAAGAGCGACAUUGUGUACAAAACGUUCAACGACACGGCAUCGGUGAUGUGA